Molecule: messenger RNA, 1508 nt
Organism: Drosophila navojoa
Lineage: Eukaryota; Metazoa; Arthropoda; Insecta; Diptera; Drosophilidae
Product: CCA tRNA nucleotidyltransferase 1, mitochondrial
Biological process (GO): mitochondrial tRNA 3'-end processing; tRNA 3'-terminal CCA addition
Cellular component (GO): mitochondrion
Molecular function (GO): nucleotidyltransferase activity; tRNA binding
Source: RefSeq, a predicted model, not a curated record
UAAUAAACUUGUGUUUUCCGGCAUUAAAGCAUUUAAAUGCAUGGUUCAUGUUUGAUUGCCAAGUUGCUGACCCUGCCACGUUCCACAGCAUUGGUUUCCUCCCGUUUGCUGCAGGGUUCUUGUUACAACGGAACAUCUGUGUGCCGUAUGGCGUCGCCGGCCGAAAUUGCUAAGAAGACAACGAACAUUUCGUCAGAGAUAAUAGCACAGCUUGGUAAGCCGCCUAAGAUGCGUGAGAAUCCUGCAAUCAAGAAAGUGGACAGCGAUGAGUUUCAUAGCAUAUUCACACCAGAGCUGGAAGCUCUUGUGGCUAUGUUCAAGAAAUAUGACUACGAACUGCGUAUUGCAGGCGGCGCCGUCCGGGACAUAUUAAUGAAUAUAAAGCCGAAGGACAUUGACUUCGCGACAACUGCCACUCCAGAGCAGAUGAAGGAGAUGUUCGGCAAGGAGGAGGUGCGACUGAUCAAUGCCAAAGGCGAAAAGCAUGGCACAAUCACGCCACGCAUCCACAACAAAGAGAAUUUCGAGGUUACCACGCUGCGUAUUGAUGUGCGUACAGAUGGACGUCAUGCGGACGUUGUCUUUACCACCGACUGGCAACUGGAUGCCAAUCGUCGGGACUUGACCAUCAAUUCCAUGUUCCUCGGCUUCGAUGGGACAGUAUACGAUUACUUCUACGGCUACGAGGAUUUGGAGCAACGUCGCGUCGUUUUCGUGGGCGAUGCCGAUGUGCGCAUCAAGGAGGAUUACUUACGCAUUCUUCGAUACUUUCGAUUCUAUGGUCGCAUCGCUGAGAGACCGGACUGCCAUGACAAGGCAACGCUGGCAGCUAUCAAGGCCAAUUCCGAAGGUCUGGCCCGGAUCAGUGGAGAACGCAUUUGGGCAGAGCUGCAGAAGAUUGUAGUUGGCAACUUUAAUCGCGAGCUGAUACUAGAAAUGAACAAUUGCGAGCUGCUGCAACAAUGCGGCCUGCCCAUUCAUCCGCAUCUUGAAGAAUUUGAGCGACUGUGCGUCGAUCUCAAGCGGUUCCAUGAGCCACAUUACCCAAUCUUAUAUUUGAUUGGGCUGCUACAUAGCAGCGAGCAGGCAAUGAAACUGCACGAACGCCUGAAGCUGAGCGCAUAUGAGCGGGAUCUUGCUUUGUUCAUCACUCAGCAGCGGGAGAGAGUGAACUCCGAAUAUGUUUGUCUACGGGACUAUCAGAAAUUGUGCCUUCAGCCCUAUGCUAAACGGGAUUACGUUGAGCAGUUACUGAAAUACGCCAACAAAUUGGAGCUCUAUGAGCAGUUGAAGGAGUGGCAGAUGCCUAGCUUACCCGUAAAUGGCCACACAUUGAAGCCGUACGGCCUGGCGGGUAAACAAGUGGGCGUGGUUCUAAAUGAACUGCGUCUGCUCUGGGCGGACAGCGACUUUACAUUAAGUGCCGAGCAACUACUGGAGAAAAUGCCCGCCAUACUGGAACAGUUACCGUCGCCCAAUAAAAAGCAACGCACGGAGUGAAAAUUCAG